This is a messenger RNA of Penicillium samsonianum, 2002 nucleotides long. Its product is annotated as glycosyltransferase family 2 protein. NCBI's taxonomy places the organism in Eukaryota, Fungi, Ascomycota, Eurotiomycetes, Eurotiales, Aspergillaceae. The transcript is spliced from 4 exons. The record is from RefSeq and is a predicted model, not a curated record. Bases 43 to 1356 code for a protein of 437 amino acids.
AAAAAUAGUUAGGGUUACGUGGGGACAGUCAAGUUUCACACCAUGGCAUUCCCGUUUCUGCGAGCAUUCGUCACACUCUUUCUCUAUCGUUACACUCGACUCGUGUUCAACUUGUUCUCCUUUUGGUCAUUUAAGCCAAUUCCACCACCGGAGAACCCCAAACUGACAUCGCAAGAUGUGACGGUGAUCAUUCCAUCGUUGGAGGGCUGUGGCGAUGAGCUGGUGGAGACAAUCCGGACAAUUCUCGACAAUCACCCUUUCGAAUUGCUCCUGGUGACAAUCGAGGCCAAUCGCACCAAGGCCGAGGAGAUGCUGAGCGCCAUGCCAGCAUCCAAAUCUCGAAUUCGUUUGUUCACAGUCAAGCAUCCCAACAAGCGCCGUCAAAUGACCGAAGCUAUCCCCGAGGUCCGAACCGACAUUACCCUUCUCGCCGAUGACGACGUGAGCUGGCCGCGUACUCUCCUCCCCUGGAUUCUGGCCCCCUUCGAAAAGGACGAGAAAUACGGUGGAGUGGUGACCUGUCAGCGAUUGCGCCGGGCGAUUGCGCCGAGCCUCUCACAGCGAGUCUGGGGCUUCUUGGGUGCUUUGUACCUGGAACGACGCAACUUCGACUGCGGCGCGACUACGCAUGUGGACGGUGGACUUCCCUGCAUGUCGGGACGGACGGUUGCGUAUCGGACACGAAUUCUGCAGAAUGAGGCCUUCACCUAUGCUUUCACCAAUGAGGAGUGGUGGUGGGGGAAGUACCAACUCAACGCCGACGAUGAUAACUUUAUCACCCGUUGGAUGGUCUCGCACGGAUGGGAAACUUAUAUGCAGUACCACCCAGAGGCAGAGGUGCUGACAACUCUCGAGGACAACCCUCGUUUCUUGAAGCAAUGCGCCCGCUGGUCCAGAAGUAAUUGGCGGAGCAAUCUGACUUCGAUGUUUCACGAAAAGCACAUUUGGCAUCGUCAACCUUGGAGCGCUUAUGCCGUUCACCUGACCACUUUGUCGCCGCCUGCCUUUUUAGGCGACAUUUUACUUGUCUGGCUGUGCCACAAGGCGACUGGAUCGUGGGGAGAAUCAUUGCACGAUCAAUCCAUGACUAUGCUCUACCUCUGGAUCUUCACUAGCAAGUGGAUUAAGCUGUUGGGUCAUUAUCUUCGCUAUCCAGUCGAUGUGCUGUUGCUACCAGUCUCGGUCAUCUUCGGUUAUUUACACGGUGCAAUCAAGAUGUACGCCGUAAUGACAUUGAAUGUGACAACAUGGGGUAGCCGUGAUGGCGCCGAUGAUUACGAUGCUGAGCGUAUGAAGAAGCGGACGGAUGCCGAUCGAAUGAAGCAACCGUACUAUCCGCAAUAUCUCAUUAAAUGAGUUCUUCGAUUUUUUACCGAAGAUCCAUUUCCUGUUCUACUUUCCCUCGGGGAUUGGUCUACCAUAUCCCUUUGUACUGGGAACAGGGAGAACUUCUAGCCCAUUGACUUGGCCCUUUAUAUCAUGACGAAACGCCGUGACGACACCCAUAUGCUCUGCUUUGAUUCUAGAUCUGCCCUGGUUUUAUCCCUUUUCUUCUCCAAACCUUCUACCCUGGCCAUUCUGCCUGUGUCGCCAAGUUGUCGAGAGUGAUACGAGCUUCGAAGUGGCAAUGCUCUUCCUCUCCAACGUCAGUUCCUCACUAAUGAGUGUGGCGUCUUUACUUCUUCUGCCCAAUGUUUGUCUUUCUCUGCACAUGAUUGCCUGGUUAUCAAAAACAAAAAUGGUGGCCGGUCUCCAUUCAUCGAGGCUUUUUUCCCCUUCUCUUCUUGUAAAUUACAAAAGCAUGGGCGGAUGUCGUCGUUUUGCGAUUGUUCUGUGCUUGACUCUUUGCGUCUCAGUUUGCUUUUCAGCUUUGAUUCCCCUGAGUUUUCUGUGAGAGCUUUUUGUCCUUUUUCUUAGAUGCAAGGUGGUAUUCUGAACUUUUAGUUGUUUUUCUCUUUUGCUUUUACCAAACUGCAGAUAAUCUCUAAUUGAUUCGAAUAUA